Molecule: messenger RNA, 659 nt
Organism: Gigantopelta aegis
Lineage: Eukaryota; Metazoa; Mollusca; Gastropoda; Neomphalida; Peltospiridae
Exons: 4
Coding region: 144-659 (171 amino acids)
Source: RefSeq, a predicted model, not a curated record
CAGUAGGCUACACGCACACGGUUUACACAUAUCGAAUAACGUACACUGUUUAAUCGUGUGCAGUCAAUAGAACGAACGUCUUGUUUAAAUUGAGGCCAAAUUCUUACUUCCUGGUUGAUCAACAUUCUUAGAAGACGCACGACAUGGCUGGAGUCAGGAUACAUCAUCUUAUUCUAGUAUGUUUCUUUAGUCUACAAUUCGAGCCUCUAUUCGCUGCUUUUGAUAAUGUAGCCGUUGGGAAGACUGCAUAUCAGAGUUCACACAUUGACAAUACACCUGCAGGAAACGCUGUGGAUGACAACACCUCUCAAAGUUUUAAGUUUUGUAUUAUUACCAACGUUAACCAGCCAUACACCUGGUGGGAGGUGGAUCUGGGUCAAGAAUAUUUCAUUCAUCAAGUCGUCAUCUACUUCAGGACAGACUGGGAGUGGAGACGAAAAGGAAUCCAGGUAUACACAUCUACGUCAGCACAGCAGGGUAAUGGAGGGCAAUCUUGUGGUUUACAAAUCGCAGGUAGAGAUGACGGAUCUGACAUUGACGAUAUAACCACUAGAACAUGUGAUGUCACAGGAAGGUACGUGACGCUCUACCAAGACUACAACAAUCCUAAAGGCUCAACAUGUAUGGAUUUCUGUGAAGUUGUUGUAAAGGGUGGUUGA